UCCCCCUCAUUAUUAUUAUUACCUCCUCGGUAUAGGUACGGCUUCCGUUAGUUAGUCCCUUUGUCCUCCGAUCCCUCUCGACAUUACAACAAACACUCCUGGCCUUCCGGCAGACACCGCUUUUCCUGUACAGUGUGCUGCAUCUGGUUGCUCGCGUGAUCCAAGGGUGGGAAAGCUAAUCAGUGCCCGAUCCAGUUCCAUUAUCUCUAGAACUUUAUCCUCUCUUAUAUAGUUGGCCUGCAAGUCCCUUCGUAACGCCUCGUCGCCAACAACUGAUUUUCAUCAUGGAUACCUCCGAGGUUCGACAACGAAAGCAUGACCCUCAACUGAAUCACACAGCCGCUCCGAAAAAGCAGCCUUCUGACAGUCAGGAUGAGGAACCCCGUUUGAAGCAUGGCAUUGCGAUGCAGCUUCUCCGCUCUUUGCUCCUGGCCACAUGGUUCAACUGCUGCUGCGUCGCCAUCCUAGCGACCCAGGUCAUCGGCUCCCCUCUAUACGUGAUAAACAAGGAUUGGUAUUAUUCCUAUAUGGCGUACACAAAGCAGUCCUUUGGCUUGGUCAUUACGGCUCUCACUCAAUGGGGCUGUCCUACCUUUGUGCGAGUCAGCGGUGACAAGAGUGUACGGGGUCAGGUCCACGUCGCAGAGGAUGGGCGCUUAAAGACCCAAUUUCCAGAGCGAUUGGUCCUCAUAGCCAAUCACCAGGUGUAUACUGAUUGGAUCUAUCUGUGGUGGGUGGCAUACACGAAUACGAUGCACGGCCGCAUCUUCAUCAUCCUUAAGGAAUCCUUGAAGUACAUUCCUAUUAUCGGCCAGGGUAUGACCUUUUACGGCUUUAUUUUCAUGGCUCGCAAAUGGUUGUCCGACAAGCCCCGUCUGCAACAUCGAUUGGAGAAGCUGAAGACUCAGCAUACGGGAUCGCAGUCAGGCUCCCCGCAAUAUGACCCCAUGUGGCUUCUGAUCUUUCCUGAGGGGACGAACCUAUCAAUCAACACCAGGCGGCGGAGUGCAGAGUAUGCCGCAAAGCAGGGACUCUCCCCUUUGAAGCAUGAGCUGAUUCCCCGCUCCACUGGUUUAUUUUUCUGUCUACAGCAGCUGCGCGGGACAGUGGAGUGGGUCUAUGACUGCACCGUAGCCUACGAAGGACCUCCUAAGGGUAGUCUACCUGACAAGUACUUUACCCUUCGGUCGACGUAUCUGCAGGGGCGACCGCCCACUUCGGUCAAUAUGCAUUGGAGACGUUUUGCCGUGUCCGAGAUCCCUCUGGAUGACCAGCAAGAGUUUGACUCGUGGCUCCGCGAGCGUUGGACCGAGAAGGACCACUUGCUUGAGGAGUACUACGAGACAGGGAGGUUCCCGUCCGAGCUGGCUGGGUCUAUCGAGUCGCAAUCCUUCCCAUUGCCCCAUCCACAACACAACACAUUGCUUAAAGCAGUGCCCGCACACGCCAUGGCGUCCCUUCAGAAUGGCCACGCCAAUGGCACGAAUGGCGAUUCUCUUCCAGCGGCCAACCCGUUGCCCAAUCUCCGUUUUUCUGACAUUCCCUCCGCCAUCGACAUUCCCGCGUCCACCCUCGACAGUGAAGUCGAGGUCAGCCUAGAGAUUCUUCCAGAUGACCCAACCGAGCUCUGCACAUUGUUGGAGAACGAAAAGGCCGCUAAGAACUUUUGGGUCACGAUCGCGCUGGCAUACGCCAAGCAGAAGCAACUCGAUCAUGCCAUCGACAUCUUAAACAAAGGUCUCGCGUCGGUCGCUCAUGGAGCCACGAAAGAGAAACUCGGUCUGCUGGGAUGGGUUUGCUGGCUGUUGAUGUUGAAGAGUCGGAAUGCCCCGCGCGUUGCACCCGAGGGAGAAUUGUACACCGAGGCGAAGACGAAGGAUCAUUAUCUCCAACUUGCGACGUCGACUCUGAACGAGGCUUCACGACUGAAUCCGGCGUUCCCCCCUCUGUUCCUGGCGCGAGGUGUCCUGUCGCUGCUGCGCGCCUCGCUACAUCCACCCCGUCCUGUUCGCCCGGGCACCGUUGACACAUCCGAGAGGGUAGAAUCGCUGCGGCAGGCGCUCAAGUGCUUCGAUGAGUCGUCCAAGGCUUUUGGUGGUCGGAAUGUCAUGGCCAUCCUUGGGCGCGCGAGAACGCAAUACUUGCUCGGCCGAUACGCCGAGGCCCUGGAAGGCUACCAGAAGGUUCUGAUGAAGAUGCCCAGUUUGACAGAUCCCGACCCGCGGAUUGGUAUCGGCAGUUGCUUGUGGCAGUUGGGCUUCAAAGAGCAGGCCAAGGUUGCUUGGGAGCGAGCUCUGGCGUUGAACCCUGACUCCAAGGUCGCCAAUAUUCUCCUCGCAGUAUACUAUCUUUACGACAACCCGGCCUUCGGUUCAUUGUACAAGGUAGCAAUGACUCAGUACACGCAGAAGGCGUUCAAAUUGGACAAGGAAUACCCCAUGACUUGUUCUCUGUUUGGCGGGUACUUCCUCCUCCGGAAGGCUUACUCCACCGUCGAGACCCUGGCCCGGAAGGCCAUCGAACACACCGAUGUCAUGCAGAUUGCCAGCGACGGCUGGUAUCUCCUUGGCGACCUGACGCGUGCUGCGGAGUAUUACAACCGCUCCGACCAGGCUCGUGGCGGUGGUGAGAAGGGAUACCUCCCGGCCAAGUUCGGCACGGUACAGAUGCAAGUGUCCAACAAGGACUUCGACGGAGCCAAAUUCCGCCUCGAAAAGAUUAUCCAGCAGACGAAGAAUGCCGAAUGCAUGGAGGUCUUCGCGGCGCAGAGAAGCGGCAGCAAGGAAGACAAGUCGGCUGAGAUCAAGAAGGCCAUCAACCUUCUGGAAUCGGUUCGCGCCCUCUGGAAGGACGAGACCAAGAAGAUCUCGCCCGACGAGUCCGUCUUGAGCGCUCCCGAGAAGAGCAUGCAGUGUCUCACCCAGCUGGAAGAGAUGCAAUUGGCAGAGGUCGCAGAGGAGGAGCGCCCUGAAGGUGUCGUAGAUGAAGAGCAGGUCAAGGCAGCUCUCCGCGUCCACCUUCCCCCGCAACUCCUCAACAACAUGGGAUGCUUCCUGUAUCAAGCUGAGAAGAUCGAACGAGCCCGGACCAUGUUCCAAGCAGCGCUGGAUGCCUGCGUCCGGUCCAAGGAGAAGGAAAGCGAGCUCGACACCGACGCGCUCGUCACCACCAUCAGCUUCAACCUGGGCCGGACCUACGAGGCAGCCGACAUGCCGGAAGAAGCCAAGAAGGUGUACCAGGGUCUCCUCGAGCCCAAUGCACGCUUGACCCCCACAGACGAGGGCCCGAAGAAGAUGGCCAAGCUCUACGAAGCUGACUCGACCAACCUGGAAGUACGCGCCCUGUUCGGCUGGUACCUCAGCAAGUCCAAGAAGCGGGCAGCCAACCUGGCUGAGGACCACGAACAGCGCCACUACAAACACACCCUGCAAUACUACGACAAGCACGACCGGUACUCCCUGACGGGCAUGGGCAACAUCCACUUGUCUACAGCGCGCGAUAUGCGCCGCGACAGCGACCAGGAUAAAGAAAAGCGGCGCAAGAUGUAUGAGCGAGCCGUCGAGUUCUUCGACAAGGCCCUCCAACUGGACCCCCGCAACGCAUACGCCGCCCAAGGUAUCGCCAUCGCCCUUGUCGAUGAUAAAAAGGACCACGCCUCCGCCGUGCACAUCUUCUCCAAGAUCCGUGACACAUUACGCGACGCCAGCGUCUACCUCAACCUCGGCCACGUCUACGCCGAGCUCCGCCAAUACACCCGAUCGAUCGAGCACUACGAAGCCGCACUAUCCAAAGACCGCGCCCGCGACGCACAAAUCCUCGCCUGCCUCGGCCGCGUCUGGCUUGCCAAGGGCAAGCAAGAGAUGAACCUGCAGGCUAUGAAAACCGCCCUCGACUACGCGCAGCGCGCCCACUCCGUCGCUCCGGGCCAAGUCCACCUCGAAUUCAACGUCGCCUUCGUCCAGAACCAAAUCGCCUCCCUCACCUACGGCCUCCCGGAAACGCAAAAGACGGUCCAAGACGUCCAAGAUGCCGCUGAAGGCCUCCAACAAGCCGUGGAGACCUUCAACCGCGUAGCUCAAGCCAAGAACCCACCGUACCCAUCCAGCGCCUUGGAACAGCGCGCCAACAUGGGUCGCACCAUCUUGAAGCAACUCGAGCGCGCGCUCCAAAGUCAAAAGGAAUACGAAGAGAAGAACGCCGCCAAGCUCCAACAAGCGCGCGAGGCGCGUGAAGCCGAAAAGCGCCAGCGCGAAGAAGAAGUGCGCAAGGCUCAGGAAGCAGAGCGCGAGCGCAAACAGCGCGUAGCGGAGGAGCGGCAGCGCAUGAUCGAGGAAGCGCAGCGAUUGGCGGAGCAGCGCGCGGAAGAAGAACGUGCGCGUGAGGAAGCGGAACUUACCACUGAGUCGGAGACGGGUGCUAAGGUUAAGCGCAAGAAGAGGAUGACGUCUACUAAGCGCAAGAAGAAGCGCAACGAGGACGACUUCAUCAAUGAUGGGGGCGAUUCUCCUUCUAGAGAGAGGAGCUCGGAACCGGACUCCGAUGGCGAAGCGGCGGCGGCGCCGAAGAAGCGCCGGCGUCUGGAACGUCGGUCUGGUAGUAAGGCGCAGCAGAGCAAGUACAAGAGUAGUGAGAUGGUGGUGGAUUCGGAUGACGAGGAGGAGGGGGUGGAUGAGGACCAUGCGAUGCGUGAUACUGGGGCGAAUGAUGACGAGGAUGAAGAAGAGCAGGAUGUGGUGCAGCGUCGUCGGGCCAAGGUCAGUCGACGAGUGGCUGAUGAUGAUGAAGAUGAGGAUGAGGAUGAGGAUAAUGGGGCGGCGGUGGCUGGAGGAGGGGGCGAAGGGGCCACAACUGGGGGCGAUGGGGGCGAAGACGAUGAUGAUGGCUUGUUCAAUGACGAUGGUGGUGAUGAUGAUAUGGAUCUGAAGGAGGAUGAGUGAAUAAGGGAGUGAGUGAUCUAGAUCGAUCUUACUUAACCUACCUACUACCUCUUUAGGAGCUUGUUUGUUGGGUGGGGAGGAGAGCAGAGCGGAGCAGAGCAGAAGGAACAUGUAGUUUUACGGAUGGUUGUGCCUUGCUUGUUAUCUUUCUCUAUGUGUUUCUUUUUAUUUUUUAUUUUUUUUUGUCCCCCUUUGAUUCCAACUUUCCAUUCAUGUAUUUGAAGAGAUGGCGUUGGGAUUGGAUGUUCGAUACUUCAGAUAUUAUUACUACUGCUACUACUUACUUAUAUCGGU
Molecule: messenger RNA, 5231 nt
Organism: Aspergillus eucalypticola CBS 122712
Lineage: Eukaryota; Fungi; Ascomycota; Eurotiomycetes; Eurotiales; Aspergillaceae
Product: putative RNA polymerase II transcription elongation factor (Ctr9)
Exons: 10
Coding region: 285-4937 (1550 amino acids)
Biological process (GO): regulation of DNA-templated transcription
Cellular component (GO): Cdc73/Paf1 complex
Molecular function (GO): RNA polymerase II complex binding; acyltransferase activity
Source: RefSeq, a predicted model, not a curated record